This is a messenger RNA of Ictalurus furcatus (blue catfish), 1487 nucleotides long. RefSeq lists its product as uncharacterized. Gene Ontology annotation, molecular function: calcium ion binding. Gene Ontology annotation, cellular component: myosin II complex. The transcript has 5 exons. Lineage: Eukaryota; Metazoa; Chordata; Actinopteri; Siluriformes; Ictaluridae. The coding region runs from base 404 to 880 and encodes 158 amino acids. The record is from RefSeq and is a predicted model, not a curated record.
GAAUGAUGGUCGAUCUCAAUUGGAAUAUUCGUGGAGCAUAUUCCUCCUAUUUCCAGUCUGCCAUUUGAUAUUUGUAGCUCAUUGUUCUCAAUUUAGCCUCCAUAAACCCAGGAGUAGGUGGCAUGGCAUCCAAAAUAUUAAGCACAGUGAGGGAGUUAGUGUUAGUGCCAGACUGAGGAAUGUGUGACCCAACAGCUGCCACACUGUGACCUUCCUGGAAACCAACAUCUGCAGUAUAAUGCCCUCUUUGGAUCGCAGAUGAUUGUCAAUCUCACUAAAUAGUAAUAUCUUAUAACUGGUAUGUGUUAGUAUUGCAUUUCAAGAUAAUUAUGAGACGAGUCAUGAUGCAGAUUUUUAGCUUGUCUGUCACUAAACCCAUUUGUGGAAGUGGUGGUCUUGUAACAUGAUUCUCACUCCUUGUUUGCAGAAUGACUUUAGCACUGCGCAAAUUGAAGACAUCCGAGAUGCCUUCUCACUGUUCAUUAAGUCACCCAAGGGUGAAAUCUCACUUGGUCAGUGUGGGGAUGUGAUGAGGGCUUUGGGUCUGAACCCUACCAAUGCAGAAAUCUUUAAAGUGGUGGGGACAUCAAACCCUGAAGAGCUUAACUACAAGUUAAUCAACUUUGAGACAUUCCUGCCCAUGUUCCAGCAAAUGUCAAAGUCUUCAAAAACUGGCAAAUAUGAGGAAUUUGUGGAGGCACUACUUGUCCUUGACAAGGAAGGCAAUGGCACAAUCAUGUGUGCCGAACUCCGUCAAAUGCUUCUCACACUUGGUGAACAGUUAACUGUGAGUGAAGUGGACCGCAUUUUUGCAGGACAGGAAGAAUCAGAUGGCUUCAUCAGCUGUGAAGCUUUUGUGAAACACAUCAUGGCAGAAUGAAGGCCUGACUCAGGUAAAUAAAUAUAUAUAUAUAUAUAUAUAUAUAUAAGUUGAAGACCCAUAUUUUACAGAAUUUGUAAUGCAGAAAGCAUUUACUGUAACAUUUAGCUGAUCAACUAAAUGUUUGCGUUGAAUUCUGCCUUACUUAGUGUGAUUUAAUAAAGGUGUCUGCUAAAUGAAUACACAUAAUGUAGUCAAUGUACCAACCAUUGCAUGCUUUGAAGUGAUACAGUAUAUCCUAAAUAUAUCAUCUAAAUUAUACAUCCUAAAUAUUUAGUCUAUUUUUAGGAUUUAUGGACCAACAUGUCAUUUUGUACAUAAUUCUUUCAACUAACUUUCGUGCUGUUUAUACUCCUGAAAGUUCUGAACAGUACACCAACAGUAGCUGCCUGAGCAAGACUUCAAGUGUAAAGUGUGUCAUUCAUCAUGGAAGUCUGCUGACUCAAAAGGCCUGCAAAUGAAUCAGACCUGCAUCAAAUGCCUUAGAAUUGAUUUAAUUGCUAUAAAUAGUUGAAAAUGUAUUUAAUGGUUAUAAAUAGGUGUUAAAUGUAAAAAAUGCUGUAAGUUUAAAUGAGAUUAAAAGUAUGUUUUAAACUGUUACUUCUGC